CGAAGCCUCCGAGCAGCUGUCCAAGCAGCAGCUGCCGCCGGGCUCAGCGAAGACGGAUGGGGCGAGCGCCAGAGCCAGCUUCCUGCCUGCGCGCCCGACUCCGCCUCCGCCUCGCCUCCGCCUCCUCCGGCCUCCCCCCACGUGUGUCCGUCUGUCUCCGCCUGGACUCCGGGGAGGGAAAGCAUGGCGUCCAGCGAAGAGGACGGCGGAGCCGGCAACGGCUCGCUGGAGGAGAAGGAGAGCGGCAAGGCGGCCGCCCCUCGGCGCCGCGGCUCCGUCACCACCGCCUGGCUCAUCUUUUACAACAUCACCAUGACGGCGGGGUGGCUGGUUUUGGCUAUUGCCAUGGUGCGGUUUUACAUGGAAAAAGGAACACACAAAGGCUUAUACAAAAACAUUCAAAAGACACUUAAAUUUUUCCAGACUUUUGCUUUGCUUGAGAUAAUCCACUGUGCAGUUGGAGUAGUGCACACUUCUAUGCUUGUGACUGGGGUCCAAGUGAGUUCCAGAAUCUUCAUGGUGUGGUUUAUUACACAUAGUGUGAAGCAGAUCCAGAAUGAGGACAGCGUUAUUCUUUUUCUGGUCGUAUGGACUGUGACAGAGAUUACUCGAUAUUCCUUCUACACAUUCAAUAUGCUCAACCACUUGCCAUACUUCAUAAAAUGGGCCAGGUACAAUUUUUUCAUCAUCUUAUAUCCCGUGGGAGUCAUCGGUGAGCUUUUAACCAUUUAUGCUGCCUUACCUUACGUGAAGAGAUCGGGGAUGUUUUCAGUGAGGCUUCCCAACAAGUACAAUGUCUCUUUUGACUACUACUAUUUCCUGCUCGUCGUCAUGGCAUCCUACGUACCACUGUUUCCGCAACUGUACUUCCACAUGCUUCGUCAAAGAAGAAAAGUGCUUCACGGUGAAGUGAUUGUAGAAAAGGAUGAUUAAAAACAAGCCCUUUUAACCACGGUGCUUUUUCAGAGUAACAAACCAAAAUCCAGAACGUGUUGCACGAGUCCAAGUGUGAAACCAUGGGACAAAAAUAACCAGUGCACAAAACCAAUAUAGAUCAUAUUAUUUAGUAACGCUAAUAUUUUUCGGACCUCACUAUUUCAAGUCUGCAUUAAUUUUUGGUACUGUCUCCACCCCCACUUGUCAAAUUUAGGGGCCUUUUCAUAUGUUCAAAACACCGCAUGUACUUGGAGCUGGCUGCUUUCUUCUGUGGAAGGUUCCUAGCCAUUAGGAGAGCUUUUCAGGGGAAUGCAGGAAUUCCACACACAUCCCUUGGGAUCCUGGCCUGAGUCUUCCUUUAAAUGUCACCAUAGGCCUAUCAGAUUUCCCGCCUGUUAAUAUCUUAUAUGGAGAAUUAAUAAAAUGUACCUUUUAUCUGUGUACAUAUAAUAAAUUAGAAACUUAAGACCAUUUCAAUGGUUGCCAAAAAAAAAAAACCCUGAAUGGUUUUCAGAAGCAUCUCCUUGAAACUGAUGCCAAGUGGGCUGUUCACUGUAAAUGGAGAUGGGAAUGAGCUCAGUCUUAAAUGCUGCAAUAUUUUUUUUUAAGCUCCUGGAAGGCAGUUGUCCUAUUUAAAAGAAUUCACUACUAGAUACCUGCAAUAUGUUCUACACAAAAAGAUCGGAUCAAAAAUUCAGCUGUCCAGAUAAUUUAAGGACAAGGGGUAUUUUUGUUCAUUUUGAAAAAUGUUUAUGUGCCAAAAGACAAUCAAAAAGGGAAAAGUGUAUGGAAAUUCGUUUGCCCUCUGCACGUUGGCAAUCUGUGAUACAUGAAAUUUUGGUUUACACGCCUGUUUAGCAGGCGUUUAGCUCAGUAGACAGGAUCCAAAGAACUGCACAACCCAUGGGACCUUUGGGCAGUCCUCUGUGUAAUAUAGAAAACCUGUUUUGAAACCGAAGGUUUUCUGCUCAGAAACUGGUGGGGUGGAGUCAAAUGAUUGCAUGUGCAUUAUGCAGAUCUUUAGCUCCCAGCCUUUGCGCCUUAUUGUAAAAGAAUGUAAAAUCAUGAUAAAUAAAGUACAAGUAAAGGAAAUUCAGGGAAAGAAAAACACUGGAUAUUUGCACCCAGCACCUGCAGUCUAGUCUCACACAUCCUGAAAUCUGACUCAAGGGUCAGGGGAUUCUACAGAGCACCUGACCUUGGGAAGCUGCCAAGAGGGGUGUGUGAUCCCUUUCUGCUUUCUGCUUGUGCUAUAGGAUCUUUGGAUCCAAGCUGUGAUGUGAUUAUAGCUUGUGGUGAAAUCUUUCUUCAAAUAUACUUGAGUUUAUGUGCCUAGUCCUUUCAAAUUGUGUAUUAGCAAGGUUUUAGCUGAGGGGAGGGGGUGCAGCUCUUUACUGUACACUUUUUACUGUAAGUGCUUUUCCGGCAAUAUAACAAUUUUAUUUUGGGGGUGGGGCCUCUGCAAUUAAAAAAAAACCCACACAAAGGUGCUCUAACCAUUUUUCAUGUUAUGUUAAGCUUUUAAAAUAUAGUAUCACACAAAAUCAUUCAGCUGUGUUUAGAUUAAAGGGUUUCAAGUUGCAUCCGUUAUAUUUUUGCAAUUACUGUUUAAGCCUGAUAUAUAUAUUUUUUCCUUUUAAAAACGUCAAACUAUUUCUUACAAAAUAUCCAGGCAGCUCUUUGGUACAUGUUUCUGAAUUGGUACGGAGAAGAACUAUGUGAGAAGAUCUACUAUUUUUUCAAUGGUUAAUACGGUUACCUUUUCUAGCAUUUUAACUUCUUAAUGCCUAAGUAUAUGAAGUGCCUCAUCCUGUAAUUCUUGCUGAUCUAAAUUGGAAUUUCUGCAGCUGCUCUUUAAGUAGAAAUAUUUGGUUCUCAUGUAUGCUGUCGUUAAACCUGAGGAUGUUGUCAUACAGUAAACAAGGAAAUAUUGUAGGUAUUUUUUUUACCAUUUUGUACAUCCAAUAUUAAAAUAAUACAAUUUCUUGCAA
Messenger RNA from Lacerta agilis (Sand lizard), 2927 nucleotides. It is a transcript of the gene HACD1, whose product is annotated as 3-hydroxyacyl-CoA dehydratase 1. Gene Ontology annotation, cellular component: endoplasmic reticulum membrane. Gene Ontology annotation, molecular function: 3-hydroxyacyl-CoA dehydratase activity. The record is from RefSeq and is a predicted model, not a curated record. Gene Ontology annotation, biological process: very long-chain fatty acid biosynthetic process; sphingolipid biosynthetic process; fatty acid elongation. Lineage: Eukaryota; Metazoa; Chordata; Lepidosauria; Squamata; Lacertidae. The transcript has 7 exons. The coding region runs from base 184 to 933 and encodes 249 amino acids.